Messenger RNA from Phytophthora nicotianae INRA-310, 1094 nucleotides. RefSeq lists its product as hypothetical. Gene Ontology annotation, biological process: regulation of peroxisome size; peroxisome fission. The record is from RefSeq and is a predicted model, not a curated record. Bases 208 to 1014 code for a protein of 268 amino acids. The transcript is spliced from 2 exons. NCBI's taxonomy places the organism in Eukaryota, Oomycota, Peronosporomycetes, Peronosporales, Peronosporaceae. Gene Ontology annotation, cellular component: peroxisomal membrane.
UUGCUGAUCCUUGUUCACGUAAAACCAAAAGCGCAGUUCAAGUUGGGUCAUUCGCCAUUCCGCCGUGCCGACGUGUCAUUAGUGGCAUCGCUUUCUCCUCCCACAGCGCUCUUGAGCUCGAGCAACCACUUGAGUCUUCUUCCUCUCUCCCCUGCGCGUUCAUCCACCCGCUUCGCAGUCUCCAACGCGCCCUGUCAACUCUAAACCAUGGAUACCAAGGCCCCACUCUCACUCGACGCCUUCAUCAAGCUGGCCUUCUGUCUAGAAGGCCGAGACAAGCUGUCUAAGAUGCUGCAAUAUGGCAGUCGAGCGCUAGCCUUCUACGUUUUGUCGGCCGACCCCAAGAGCGACGUGGGCCAGCGCCUACACGCACUCUACAAGGUCAUGCAGCAGUCUCGCAAGGCCUUUCGACUGGGCAAAAGCGUCACGUACUACAAGAAGCUGCAAACUCUGUCCAGCAGCAAGAGUCUCACCGAGACGCAGCGCUAUCUGCAGUUCAUACAGAACCUGGGCAUGCUGGGCUACUUCCUAGCGGACAACGUGGCCUUCGCCAGCAAAGCCAAGGUGCUCCGCUUCGACGCAGAUGAUCUGGCUCGACGUGGCGGCGUCAUGUGGUUCUGCGCCAACGUCGCGGGCUUUUUCAACGCCCUGGAGAGUCUCAACGCCGACGUGGAGAAGGAGAAGUGUGUGCGGGACAUCUUGGCCUCUGAGGAGGACACUGCACGCGUCGAGACGCUGCAGAACCAGCUGGAAACGCUGAGGAGCGGCCGCUUCAAGAAGCUGCUCUCCGUGCUCAAGGUCAUGUGCGACCUCAUCGUGUCGUCCAACACGAGCGGCGUGCGGCUGGCGGAGCGGAUCACGGGCACGAAGCUGCACGACGGCAUCAUCGGGUCGGUCGGCUGCGUGUCGGCCGCGGUUGUGCUGUACAACACGUGGCCUAGUGCACCGAAGAAAGCGCUACCGCCUAGCGAGAAGGUGGAGACUAAGACUGAAACCAAGAGCGAGACGGACUAAGCUCGGGUGGUGCAGCAUUACGCUUUUAUAUGAAUAACAUGAUCAAAAUUUGAAAUUUGGGACUGGACCUGCUUGCGUAU